Messenger RNA from Acinonyx jubatus (cheetah), 845 nucleotides. RefSeq names its product family with sequence similarity 89 member A (gene FAM89A). The transcript is spliced from 2 exons. NCBI's taxonomy places the organism in Eukaryota, Metazoa, Chordata, Mammalia, Carnivora, Felidae. The record is from RefSeq and is a predicted model, not a curated record. Bases 63 to 611 code for a protein of 182 amino acids.
GAGGCUUGGGGCCCGGGCGGCUGCGGCGGCGGCGGGACAGGCGCGUGGCCGGGUGCAGCGCGAUGAGUGGGGCCGGAGCCGCUCCGGGGGCGGCGGGCGCGGUCCGGGGGCUGCGGGUGGACGGACUGCCCCCGCUGCCCAAGAGCCUGAGCGGGCUGCUGCACUCGGCGUCGGGCGGCGGCGCGUCGGGGGGCUGGCGACACCUGGAGCGUCUGUACGCGCAGAAGUCGCGCAUCCAGGACGAGCUGAGCCGCGGGGGCGCGGGCGGCGGCGGGGCCCGGGCCGCGGGGCUGCCCGCCAAGCCUCCCAACCUGGACGCCGCGUUGGCCCUGCUCCGCAAGGAGAUGGUUGGCCUCCGCCAGCUGGACAUGUCCUUGCUCUGCCAACUCUACAGCCUGUACGAGUCCAUUCAGGAAUAUAAGGGAGCGUGCCAGGCAGCCUCCAGCCCGGACUGCACCUACGGCCUGGAGAAUGGCUUCUUCGAGGAGGAGGAGGACUAUUUCCAGGAGCAGAACGCCCUCCACGAUGGGAGGGAGCGGGGCCCUCCACGGGACCUGCCGCUGCCCGUCUCCCCGCUCUCCAGCAGCGACUGGAUUCUCGAAUCCAUCUAGAAAGGGCUCUCCGCCGAGAGGCCACUGCUGCUCUCGGACCACCAGCAUUUAUUUGCCUCUCCUCUUGAAGAAAGCUCCUCUCCUCCAUCAUGGGCGAUCGUCGGGCACCAGCGGCCGGUGCUGUCAGUUUAAUCUGGAGGACACACGCGGCGGGGUGUUCUGGUGGCCGGAGUUUGUGUCUGGGCGAUCCAGAGGUGCCCAGCCACAUCCUCGGCUCCGUGGUACUCAGGCACA